Messenger RNA from Vombatus ursinus (common wombat), 2628 nucleotides. Its product is annotated as zinc finger protein 501-like. NCBI's taxonomy places the organism in Eukaryota, Metazoa, Chordata, Mammalia, Diprotodontia, Vombatidae. The transcript has 2 exons. The record is from RefSeq and is a predicted model, not a curated record. The coding region runs from base 821 to 2221 and encodes 466 amino acids.
AUUUUCUGCAUUUUCACUGUGUCUUGUGUACAAAAUCUUGCAUAAGUAAAUGUGAAAUUUGAAUAGAAGUCAGAUUAUUCACUAAUAUGUUGGAACAAAUUUGAACUUUCCAAACAAAGUUAAAACAGAAUUGACUAUACUUAUCAGUUUCUGAACCUUUUAAUUAAGCACCUAUGAUGUGCCAGGCAAAGUUCUGGGUGCUGGGGAUAUGAAAACAGUGCAAUAAUGCCUGUUCUCAAGGGGUUUCUGUAUUCUUGGAGGAAAUGUGCACACAGCUAAGUAGGUGCAUAGUAACUAGAUCUAGGAUAUGUACAAAAUAUGCAGAAAGUCAUUAAAUACAAGAUUGACAAAGGAAGACGUGAGCAGAAACCCUAGUCAUAUUACAGUAAGACUUGAUUUGGUCAUCAUCCCAGUCUCCGUCCUUGCUCUGUGUCCAUCAGAUCUCAAUUAGGCUUUAAUCUGUGUCUCUUAAAAUUGACUGAUAGUCUCUGUUGCCUUCAGAUAUCAUAUCCUGAGUCCCCAUCCACAUGGGAAAGAAACAGGCUGAAUCAGCCAUUAAUUCCUAUCAUUGUUCUAAGCAAAAAGAAGAUUUAGAAUCUGAACUUUGCAAGGACACUGAGUGGCAGGUCAAUGAAUCCCUCUCCCUCAAUGCAGGCAUCCGUUCCAGGUUCUCUGUAAGUGAUGGUCACCUAGGCUCUGCUUGCAUAUUUCCAGAUCCUGUGAACUGACUCCAUGGUAAGGCAGCAGUGAGGUGUGGCAAGACGACCAGGAGGAUGGAGAUGGGGAAUCCAGGCCUGAAACCAAGGACUUCCCUCCAGAGAUGGUCAUUUUUAUGGAGCCUUCCUCCCAACAUAGACUCAAGCAGAGCAGUGAAGAGAAGAAUUUUCAAGAAGUAAAAAUGACCCAGAUGAAAACUCCCACUAAAGCAAGAGGCUGUGACUGUGGCCAAAGCAUCAGGCUAGAACUAAUGCUGUUCUCAAAACAGAGGCUCUCUAUAGCAGAGAGUCUUUACAAAUGUGAUGCACAUGGAAGGAACUUCAUUGUGUCUUCAGAUCCAAGUAAAUGUCAAAGAAUAUCCUCAAAGGAGAUAGUUUCCCAUGAUAAUGAGUGUGGAGAAUCCUUCAUUUCUAACCCAGAUUUUAUUGAAUAUUAUAGACUGUGUGCUGGAAAGCAACCUAAUGACUAUAAUGACUUUGAGAGAGCUGUCAGCCUCAGCCAAUUCAUUCAUUCUUUUGAGACAAAUGAGGUGGAAGAGAAAACCAUUAACUGUAAUGAAUUGGGGGAAAUUUCUACCCAGGAUGUUCAGUUCGUGGAACAUCAGAGAAUUCACACUGGACUGCAACCUUCUGAAUUUAGUGAAUGUGUGAUGCCUCUCAAUCACAGCUUUUCUUUUGCUUCCCAUCAAAAGAGUUAUACUGAUAAGAAACCUUUAGUAUGCAAUGCAUGUGGAAAUGUCUUCUUCUGGAGUGCCCAGCUUACUCAGCACCAGAGAAUUCAUGCUGGAGAGAAACCUUAUGAAUGCCAUGAAUGUGAGAAGGCCUUCUGCCUGAGAGAAUCACUUACAAGGCAUCAGAGGAUUCAUACUGGAGAGAAACCCUAUGGAUGUAAUGAAUGUGGGAAGGCCUUUCGCCGUAGAGGGCAGCUUACUAGACACCAGAGAAUUCACACUGGAGAGAAACCUCAUGAAUGUAAUGAGUGUGGAAAGGCCUUCUACCAAAAAGAUCAGUUUACUCAACAUCAGAGAAUUCAUACCGGAGAGAAACCUUAUGGAUGCAAAGAAUGUGGAAAGGUCUUCCGAGUGAGAACACAGCUUACUCAGCAUCUGCGUAUUCAUACUGGAGAAAAGCCUCACAAAUGUAAUGAAUGUGGGAAGUCCUUCAGGCAGAGGGGCCAUCUUACUGUACAUCACAGGAUUCAUACUGGAGAGAAACCUUAUGAUUGUAAUGAAUGUGGGAAGGCCUUCCGACUGAGUACAGAGCUUACUCGACAUCAGAGAAUUCAUACUGGAGAGAAACCUUAUGGAUGUAAUGAGUGUGGGAAGGCCUUCCGACUGAGCACAGAGCUUACUCGACAUCAGAGGGUUCAUACUGGAGAGAAGCCUUAUGGAUGUAAUCGAUGCGGGAAGGUCUUCCGCCAGAGCACACACCUUACUCAACAUCAGCGUAUUCAUACUGGAGUGAAGUCUCAUAAUGUAAUUUAUGCAGGAAAGCCCAUCUUCUGAGCACACGGCUUACCAAACAUUGGAGAGUUCCAUAGAGAAAUCUUUUGAGUGUAAUGUGGAAAGGCACUGUAUUAUACCUCUCCUCCCACCCCCAUGCAGGUUAAGCUUGUUUUCCCUUAAAAAUGGACAUUUCUCAUGUCUUGUCUGGCUCAGCGGACUAAGGACUUUUGAUUACUGUUGUCACUUCCUCAGCUGCUGAGUACAAAGCAGCCGUGAAGACCUAGAAGGGGGAGUGUGUCUUUUUAAAAAUGUUUAUUUUUUAAUAUUCAUUUUAAAAAUUUAGAGUUCCAGAUUCUCUUACUCCAGUCCCUUCUUCACCCACCGAGAAGGCAAUACAGUACCCAUUAUACAUGUGAAAUCAUGCAGAACAUUUCCACAUUAGGCAUGUUGCAAAAAAAAAAAAAAAA